Malus domestica (apple) is the source of this 1014-nucleotide messenger RNA. RefSeq lists its product as uncharacterized. Lineage: Eukaryota; Viridiplantae; Streptophyta; Magnoliopsida; Rosales; Rosaceae. The record is from RefSeq and is a predicted model, not a curated record.
AUGCAAGACCACAUUGGCAUUCCUGCUUGCUUCUCAUCAGGUGAGAAGUUAAGUGAUGAUGCUUCGGCUGUGACUAGGUCAGGCCACAGUGUGUGCAUGUCAGUGUACAGAGCCAAGAUAGCCGGUCAGAGCCGCUUGAUCACGAUCACAUGGUGCAAAAACCUGCUCCUCCACGGCCUGUCGGUGUCCGUGGAGGGUCCGGAUGGAGAUCAAACCCAGCAGCACACUUGCAAAGUUGAACUCAAGCCGUGGUACUUCUGGAGGAAGCAAGGUUCCAAGCGCUUUGUGGUUGAUGAGAAAGCAGUGGAAAUCUUCUGGGACCUCAAGGCGGCGAAAUUUAACGGCGGGACGGAGCCGAAGUCGGAGUACUACGUGGCGGUUGUUUGUGACGAGGAAGUUGUUUUGGUUCUUGGUGAUCUCAAAAAAGAUGCUUAUAGAAAAGCAGGUUUUAGACCUGCCCUGACUGAUCCCACUUUGGUUUCCAAAAAGGAGCACAUUUUUGGUAAGAAGAAGUUUUCCACAAAAGCUAAGUUUUAUGAGAGAGGCAGAUCGCAUGAAAUUGCAAUUGAAUGCAAAAACAGAGGUGGUGGCGGCGGCGGUGGCAGCGGGAGCAUUGGGAGUGGAAGUACCCUUAAUGGGGUGGAGCCAGAGUUGGAGAUUAGGGUUGAUGGGCAUUUGGUGGUUCAUGUGAAGCAUCUUCAAUGGAAGUUUAGAGGUAAUGAGUCCAUUCACAUCAACAAGUUGAGAAUUGAGGUUUAUUGGGAUGUCCAUGACUGGCUUUUUAGUCCUGGAUUAAGGCAUGCAUUGUUUAUUUUCAAGCCAAAUUUGCCUGCUUCAAGUACAUCUCUAUCGCCAUUGUCGAGAACCUCGUCGUCCUCACCGCCAUUUUCGUCAUUGGCAUCAACUCCAUUGUCAUCUCAGACUAGUUCUGGGUCAGUAGAAGGGAUUAAUAACGCAACUUCUGCCGGUUCAUCUGAGUUUUGCUUGUUUCUUUAUGCCUGGAAAGUUGAAUGA